Molecule: messenger RNA, 567 nt
Organism: Saccharomyces kudriavzevii IFO 1802
Lineage: Eukaryota; Fungi; Ascomycota; Saccharomycetes; Saccharomycetales; Saccharomycetaceae
Gene: GMC2
Product: Gmc2p
Exons: 2
Coding region: 1-567 (188 amino acids)
Source: RefSeq, a predicted model, not a curated record
AUGAAUGACACUACGGAUACCCGCAAUCGACAAUUGGAAAACGAAGAGGAUGCCUCUUUGGCAAAAACUGACUUCUCAGAAAACCCAGUUCUAAACAACAAAGUACCAAGUCUUUUCAAAUUAGCCGCCGAAUGGCAAAUUAAUAAUCCGCAGGAAAGUUUCCAAACCCAUGUGCUGGAAAAUGAAGUGCUAAAGAGGAUCACUGAAAUUACCGGUUUAAUUAAAGAAUCUUACAAAGACCUCUCCAACCAAGAUGGAAUGAUGUCCAAGGAAUUACAAGAAAAAAUGGAUUGGGACUUGUUUUGUACUGUCCCUGUGAACAUUAUCGAGCAGUAUACGAAAGAUAUGGACGAGAUUUUCGAAAAAAUGGAAAAGCUAUCGAAACAACAACGUCUAUGGUGCGAAUCUGCCUUCCAAAUAGAUGUGGAAAGAUGCGGUGACUCUAUUCUCAAUGCUGAAACUUGGAUGAAAAAGAAAGAACGCCAUCUGGAGUACAAACAUGUUGAAAUGGAAAGAUCUGCAAAUGAAAUCAAGGAAACCAUUCAAAGGUUAACAGAUGAUAAAUAA